AUGGACAGCGAGUCUGCCAACAGCCGUCCGCCUCCAGAGGUGUUCGAGCACACACAGUCGCAGAGGAACGAGAAGAUGCAAUGUUCAAACCACGAUGAAACGCAUAUGCUUGUUCUCUCCCCUGAUGGGGAACUUUCUGAACACUGGGCUAAAGCUUCAGCCAGCUGCUCUAGGAUAAGGCUGGUGAAAGAACUAGGAAACCAAAAUAUUGUACAAAUAGCAUGUGGGGACAAGCAUGCCAUGGCGCUCUGCAAAGGAGGUGAGCUCUUCACCUGGGGCAAGAACACCCAUGGUCAGCUUGGAGUGGGGAGCGAAGCCACGCUCAUGCCCCAACCGCAGCUGGUGGAAAGACUAAAGGGCAUCUCACUUGCUCAAAUUGCUGCUGGAGGAGCUCACAGCGCUGUCGUGUCACUCUCUGGAGCUGUGUACUCCUGGGGAAAGAAUGAUUUUGGACAGCUGGGACUUGGAGACACAGAAGACAGGGACCGCCCGUCAUACAUUAGAGCAUUAGAGCACUGGAAGACUGUAUUUAUCUCAUGUGGUGCGGAUCAUACUGCAGUUCUCUCCAAGGAGGGGUUGGUGUGCACCUUUGGAGCUGGAGGGGCUGGCCAGCUUGGUCACAACUCCACCCAGAAUGAACUCACACCUCGCGUGGUGGCCGAGCUGUGGGGAGCAAGAGUUUCGCAGGUUGCCUGCGGCAGACAGCACACCCUGGUCUAUGUCCCCUCCUUGGACAAAGUCUAUUCGUUUGGUUCUGGUGAAGGACAGCUGGGAGAUCAGCCUAAUCAGUUGAUACCACUUCCCAUCAAUUGUCCAGCAAAUAUUGGAAAAUCCUUUCAGGAAAACAACACAUCACAGAAGGCGACUGAAGUUAUUGCAGGAGGAAGCCAAAGUAUUGUCCUUUGCAAGAACAAGAAUUCCUGUUUGAAUGGUAUUGCCACUCUAAGGGAUGAAGAUGUGGAUGCGUGGAUUUCUAAUUCCAGUUUGCAACGCUGGGAGAGAGUAAAAAAGAAUAUCAGAGUGAUCUUUUCAUCCGAGGCUUGCAUCAACGGAAGCUUCCUGGAGAAAAGAGACAAACAUUUCAAAACUUCCAAGGAAUUUUCGGGAGUAGACUUGUCAGAAGUGCAACGUUUUUAUGAGAAGAUCAACCAGAAGCCAAAAGUCUUCGAAGAGGUGCAAAAAGAGAUUGAGGAGUUACUGCCAUCAUUGUCUUCCUCUCCCAUCUCACCAGAAAAUUUCAGAGUCUACUUGAUCCUGCCUUUCCUUCUGCGGGGAGAGGAUGGCCGCUCUUUCAAUUCUCUCGGGCUGCUAGCACAAGCCAUCAUGAACCUCCAGUCAACGGACCUGCAAACUCUUGAAUGCCUGUGGUCAAAUCUAGAAACAGCCUUCUUCAAAAAGCUGGUCAUUCUAUACCAGAGGGUUUCCCAGAGAAACCUGUCUCAAUUUAUCAUGGAAGUCAGAGGCAACCAAAGACAACCCUGCGACCUGCAUCCACUUGAAACCGCGACUCUGCAAAUACUGCAGAUUCUUUACCAGGUGAACUCCAGGACAGGUUUCAGAGUACAAGAAAAAAACUUCUACGUGACUCAAGUGAAAGAGAUUAUUGGAUGGUGUGCAUUCUUUAAUCUAAAAGAUAUGGCCAUAUGGAAGCUGAUCAAAUAUCCAUGCAUCUUUGACAUGCAAGACAAGGUCAAUGUUCACAAUAUAGAAUGCAAAGUCCUGUCAAGGUCUUUAAGUAAUGUACCCUUCAUGCUGAUGGGCUGCACAUGGUGGGUUUUUCCUAUCAGAAGAGAGAGCCUUCUGCAAGACCUAUGGACCCAUUUAAAUAACGCGGCAACACCGGAAUUCAGGAACAGGUUAAAGUCGCUAUGGGUGCCUCGGGUCUCGCAGGUGGCGUUCAUAGGAGAGGCAGGAGUGGACGAAGGCGGGCCAGCGCAGGAUCUCUUCAGUGUCGCCACCAGGAGCCUCUGCCAGUCCAGCAGCGGGGCUUUCCACCUCCUCCCCUCUGGCCUAAUGUGGUUCCCCAGCCAGGUGUCGAGCUGCGAUGACACUUUCUUCCGGAUCGGGACACUGUGUGGAAUGGCCCUGUAUAACGGCUGCCUGGCGCCCUUCCCCUUCCCCUUGGCUCUCUACAAGAAGCUGCUGGGCCUGGCACCCACCCUGGAGGACCUCAAGGAGCUGUUGCCAGAUGUAGGCCGGACACUUCAGGGAAUUUUGGAUGAAGAAUCUGGUUAUGACCCUGAGAGCCUGGACAGGGAAUUCACGAUAAUAGAAGGAGGUUCCAUUGUUGAACUUAAAGAAAAUGGUGCCAACAUUCCGGUCACUAGGGAUAACAGGAAGGAAUUUGUUGACUUGUAUGUGAAUUAUGUGUGCAAUGAAUCGAUACAGAAGCCAUUUGAGGACUUUAAGAAAGGGUUUUUAAGAGGCUGCCCAGCUGUAAAGUGGAAGAUGUUUCUCCCUGCAGAGCUCCAGAUUGUUCUCCAGGGACACAAAAAAUACGACUGGAGUCUGCUGCAAGAGAAUGUGAAGUACAGCGAGUACAAAAAGUUAGAUAAAACCAUCAGGAAUUUUUGGACUGUGUUUUACAAACUCCCAGAAGAAAAAAAGAAAAUGUUUUUUGCUUUUUUGACAGGAUCUGAUCGAAUCCCUGGAUACGGACUGGAAUAUUUUACAUUUACUAUUGCAGAACAUAAAGCAGAAAAUCCAGAUGAGUUCUAUCCUUUUGCCAGUACCUGCUACCGCACUUUGGUCCUCCCCAGAUACAGCAGUAAAAAAAUACUCAGGACAAAACUGCUCUAUGCCAUAGAGCAUAAGGGAACUUUUUCCUUGCCCUAA
Molecule: messenger RNA, 2835 nt
Organism: Charadrius vociferus (killdeer)
Lineage: Eukaryota; Metazoa; Chordata; Aves; Charadriiformes; Charadriidae
Product: probable E3 ubiquitin-protein ligase HERC4
Exons: 23
Coding region: 1-2835 (944 amino acids)
Biological process (GO): ubiquitin-dependent protein catabolic process; protein ubiquitination
Molecular function (GO): ubiquitin protein ligase activity
Source: RefSeq, a predicted model, not a curated record